Molecule: messenger RNA, 1566 nt
Organism: Triticum urartu
Lineage: Eukaryota; Viridiplantae; Streptophyta; Magnoliopsida; Poales; Poaceae
Source: RefSeq, a predicted model, not a curated record
AUGACUAGUGGGACAACCUUGCAAGAUAUGAAUGCUAUAGCCAGCAAACAUGAUGCAUCUUCAAAUAUUGUGGACAUCUCUGGUUGUGAUGAAAAUGGAAGGAGCGCAACCAAGGAUAGAAAGAGGGCAUUGGUAGCAAGCGAUUCCGAAGAUAAUGAUGUACUUGACCUGGGAAUUAUUCCAGAAAGCACACACCGUGAUGGUUCUUUAUACAGGAACACUCAUUCGUGGAAAAGGGAUUAUAAUGUUGAUGACCGUAGUGAGACUCGGCUACCAGAUCCCACAGAUUGCGACAUCCGCAAUGGAGAAUGCAUUCGGCAUCGACCUAAUCGCGUGUUACAAAUUUUCUCAUUAAAGUUGGCUGAACUUACUGUGGAUCUUGGCCCAGUAGAGUUGUAUGGAUACAUAGCAGUGCGGGAUUAUCUGGAUACAUUGCGUAAUUAUGUUGUCAAUAUAAGCAGGGAUGAUCCCAUCCUUGUGAAGCAGGGUUCUCUCAUCGACAUGGCUGGCCCUAAGCGAGGGAUAGAUUUGAUUUCCACUAUUCUAGUGGAAUAUGACAUGAGGAUCAAGGUAGGUGAGGAAGAAAGGGAUGAUUACCAGCUGAUUGAUGGUGUAACAGACAUAGCCGACCUGGGCCCAUGGAAUUGUGCAUUGAAAAAACGCAUCCAAGGCGACUGUGGUGCGGUUGACUUAACCAUAGCACGUGUUGAUGACGCAGUCAUGGCGAAUAUUGAAGUUGCCGUGUCAGAAGUGCAGAGCAGUUUUCAUCUGCGCUUGCGCUGUUUUAUCGGUGGUUAUAACGAAGGAAUUCGGCUCUUCAAUGGUACAGUUGGCGAGUCACGUCAUUUAAAGAGGUCUGUGGUUGCUGUAGUGGAUGGUUCCACUCUGGUUUUGAAGUUCAAGGUGGCCUCGGGGCCAUCUAGUUCAGUGGAACGAUGUUGUUCCUUCAAGGCAGACACGCAUGGACUUGAUACUCGAGAGAUAAAGACUGGUUUUGGGUUGAUCUCAGUGAAGGUGACUUGGUCGACUUUGCUUACCGUCUACCAUUUGGGGUACACUGGUUCUGGUAUCUUUCACAAAACUGGGAAAAUAACCGUGAUCGUCGGGUACAUUGACCCGGAGUUCAUCAACGGCCACGGGCCGAGCGCCGAGUCCGACGUGUACAGCUUCGGCGUCGUGCUCCUCGAGAUCGCCUGCGGCAGGCGGCCGACGUCGAGGGGGCCGGGUCAGGCCUCAGCGGCGCUGCUGGCGGCGGUCCGGGAGAUGUACCGCCGGAACCAGAUCCUUGACGCGGCGGACAAGAGGGUCGACGGUGAGUUCGACAUGCUGCAGAUGGAGCGUCUGCUGACAGGGCUUUGGUGCGUGCACCAUGAUCCGGUGCGGCGACCGUUGGUGACGCAGGCUGUCGAUGUGCUACGAUCUCACGACGCCAAGCUCCCGGUGCUUCAAGCGGUGCGUGGUUUUGGGGAGAUUCACUCAUUGGAGGGACAGGCUUACGGUGAUCUGCCCGCCGAGGACUCUGCUUAUUUGCAUGAAACUACGUACCUUAGUGCUACUGAGGACUGA